Molecule: messenger RNA, 5577 nt
Organism: Ostrea edulis (European flat oyster)
Lineage: Eukaryota; Metazoa; Mollusca; Bivalvia; Ostreida; Ostreidae
Exons: 2
Coding region: 1-5577 (1858 amino acids)
Biological process (GO): DNA integration
Molecular function (GO): nucleic acid binding
Source: RefSeq, a predicted model, not a curated record
AUGUCUACAACAACAGAGCAGGCCGUGUCAUCAUCCAUUCCAAAUUCCACCGUGGACAUCCAGUCUGCUGAAAAGGAAUUACCACCUGAUGACAGUGAAAGGGAAGAUGUUGAACUUAGUGUUAUUCAAGAGCAAGAGGAGGACCCGGAAGAUGAACAUCAAAGCACUUAUUCACAAUCUAUUGAUUCUUGUGUGCCGACAUCAGAUAUCCUUGCAAGGAAGAGGGCUGAAGUGAAUUCGCCAGUUGACGCCAACAACCUGAAACCGAAGCACAGCUACUCUAGUCCAAAUUAUCACAUCGCUUCUAGUCACCCUCCACCAGGUCAUGUUCCUGCAGUUUCUACACAAGCUCACAUCCCUUCCGAUUCGCCUAUCCUAAAUCCGUAUGCACAACCAUACGUACCUAACGCAUACCCUUCAUCACCUUGCGCGACUGGACAUGGAGCACAUGUGACCGACGUCACUCGAUUCCUUCUGAGGAAGGAUCUACUGUUCUCCAGACUUACCAAUUUCAAUGAUAGACCUGAAUCCUACAGUGCAUGGAAGCACAGUUUUUUGUGUGUAAUGAAUGAGCUUCAAGUCAUGGAUUCUGAGCAGAUGGACCUUCUAAUCAAGUACUUGGGGCCUGAAUCAAAGAAGCACGCUAUCAGCAUCAGAACAUCUAACAUCUUCAACAUUUCAAGGGGACUACAGAGACUUUGGGAACGGUUAGAUGAGCGUUAUGGUGCACCAGAGCAUGUGGAAGCAUCAAUAAGAACCAAACUUUUAGACUUUCCAAAACUUGGCUACAUAGAUCAUCAGAAGCUGUAUGACCUUUCAGACAUUCUCAUGGAAAUGCAGUUUCUGAAGGAAGAUCCAAAGUACAGUGCUAUGUUAGCAUACCUGGACUCGUCGUCCGGGAUAAGACCAAUCAUUUCCAAAUUGCCGUACGGUCUACAGGAGAAAUGGACAAAUCGGGCAGUGAAGUACAAGAAGGAACACUGUGCUAUUUUCUCCCCAUUUUCAGUGUUUGUGGACUUUAUAAAAGAUAUAAGCAAGGUGAAAAACGACCCAGGAUUCAAUUAUGAACUGGACACAAACAACAAUGAUAGGUUCACUGCUUCAAAACAAAUAAGUUCUACAAGAAACAGAGUUAGUGUGAAAAAGACAGGUGUUGAAGUGACUGUUCCAAUAGAACAUUGUAUCAUUCACAAAACCAAACACACUCUAGACGACUGCAGAGGAUUUCGAUCCAAAUCAUUAGAGGAAAGGAAGAUACUUUUAAAGCAAAACAACAUAUGCUUCAGAUGUUGUGCGUCAAACACUCAUAAAAGUCGUGAUUGCAGUGCUAGUGUUUCGUGCAAGGAAUGUGGAAGCAAGUUUCACACUACAGCACUCCACAUCAGCAGGAACGACCAAAUAGCAGCAGUGGAUCAUUCCGCACCCCAGCAAGGAAAAGAUACAGAGGCAAAGAACCACAGUCUAUACUCAUCCUCAAAGGAGAAUGGCGGGGAGUCUAGGAACAAGAUCAAACCUGUUUCAGAGGUUAGCUCAAGCUGCACCGAGAUAUGCAGAGGACCUUACAGUGGGAAAUCAUGUGCAAAAAUCUUGCCGGUCAAUGUGUUUCAUCGUGACAAUCCAAGUAAACUGUCAAAGAUGUAUGCAGUAAUCGACGAUCAGAGUAACCGCUCUUUAGCAGCACCUGAAUUUUUCGACUUCUUCACUGUGAAGGAUAAACCACAGAACUAUACUAUUUCAACAUGUUCUGGCAGAGUCGUCACUUCAGGAAGAAGAGGAAAAGGAUUUGGUGUCAGAUCAAUGGAAGGUGAUGUAGACUUUGAACUGCCAACCCUGAUUGAAUGUGAUCAUAUACCAAAUAACAGAGAUGAGAUACCUACACCUGAAGUCGCAUUCCAUCACGCACAUCUCUUAGAUAUCGCCAAGCACAUCCAACCACUAGAUGAACAGUGCCAUAUUCUUCUGUUGAUUGGACGAGAUCUGAUAGAAGCACAUCACAUCCUUCAUCAAAUCUUUGGACCACCAAAAGCUCCAUACGCACAACAACUAAAAUUGGGAUGGGCUGUCAUUGGUGAAACUUGUCUUGAUACACAACAUGCCUCACAGGAUAUAAGUGUCAAGAAAACAUACCUGCUACCAACAGGUCAGCCUACAAUAUUGAAACCAUGUAGCAACAAGUUCGAGGUCCGAGAACUAGUGGAUCAAUCUAUAUGGGAGGAGUCAAAGUUAUUCAUCAGAACUAAUGACGAUGAUGCAUUAGGCAUAUCGAUUGAAGACAGAAUGUUUUUGAAACAAAUGGACAGUGAAUUUCUCAGAGAAUCCACAGGAACUUGGGUUGCCCCACUACCAUUUCAUGAGAAUAGACAGCGUUUACCAAACAACAGGGAGCAAGCGAUCCAACGUGCGAGACUACUCGAUGCGAGCAUGAGAAAGAAUGCUAUGAAAAAAGAACACUUUCUUACAUUUAUGGGAAAAAUCUUGGACAAUAAUCAUGCUGAAGUUGCACCGGAAUUGUCUGAUGGAGAAGAAUGUUGGUACCUGCCAUUGUUUGGUGUUUACCACCCCAAAAAACCAGAUCAGAUUCGGGGGGUGUUUGAUUCGUCCGCCAGAUUUAAUGGAGUUUCCCUUAACGACAUUCUACUCUCAGGACCUGACUCAUCUAACAGUCUUCUUGGUGUACUCAUACGAUUUCGUAAGGAGAUGGUGGCUGUCACCGCUGAUGUGCAACACAUGUUUCACUGCUUUUUGGUUGGGGAGGAUCAUAGAAACUUUCUACGAUUUCUGUGGCAUAAGGAUAAUGACCUAGACAAAGAGCUCAUCGAGUUUAGGAUGAGGGUUCAUGUCUUUGGCAACAGCCUUUCGCCUGUUGUAGCAACCAUGGGACUCAGAAAGGCAGUUGAGUUAGCAGAAUCAAAGUAUGCAGACCAUGUUACCAAUUUUGUAAGAAAAAACUUUUAUGUGGAUGAUGGGCUAAUAUCCUGUCCUACCCCUGAGGAAGGCAUUCAUACUCUCAAAGACACUCAGAGUGCCUUGAAAGAAUUUGGUAAUAUCCGUCUUCAUAAAUUUGCCUCCAACAGUCUUGAGGUUAUGUCCGCCUUUCCAAGUGAAGACCUAGCGACUAAUCUGAAAGACUUGGAUUUACAUGGUGAGGAGAAGCCACUUCAACGUAGCCUUGGUCUUAGCUGGGAUGUCAACAGCGACACCUUUCUGUUCCAACUUUCAAAAGACAAUAAACCUGCAACACGCAGAGGUUUACUUUCAACUGUUAAUGGCAUCUACGACUCUCUAGGCUUUUUAGCCCCAGUAACUAUUUAUGGUAAAUUAUUGCUAAGGAAACUCAUAGCACAGACUCAAAACUGGGAUGAGCCACUCUCAGACGAAAUGGAAUCAAUAUGGAAUUCAUGGAAAGACACUCUAGGCUCACUUGAAGACUUGAGGAUUCAACGCACAUAUGUGACCGAUCUCAGUAGAGCUGUGACGAAGGAACUUCAGGUGCUCAGCGACGCCUCUGAAAAAGCCAUAGCAGCUGUCAUUUAUUUGCAUACAACAGAUAGCGAAGGACGGUGUAAGCUUGGAUUUGUUCUGGGCAAGGCCAAAGUUGCACCCAUUAGUGGACACACUAUCCCACAACUGGAAUUGUGUGCAUCUGUGUUAGCAGUAGAUAUUGCCCAAUUCCUCCUUGAACACCUUGACAUUCAUAUAGACACUGUGAAGUAUUACACUGACAGCAAGGUAGUUCUCGGUUAUAUCUGUAACGAGUCUAGAAGAUUCUAUACCUAUGUUGCCAACAGAGUACAACGUAUUAGGAAGUUCACAACUCCAAAUCAGUGGAAUUAUGUCCCCACUGAUCGUAACCCAGCAGACCUAACAACCAGAUGUUUACCUGCAGCUGAACUUCAAGACAGCACUUGGUUACAGGGACCAAAAUACCUAGUCAUGAAGAAAGAACAGCAAUGUGAUGAAAAUGAACAUUUGCUCAUUGAUCCGGAUGAGGAUAAAGAAAUCCGCCCAGUUGUUUCGACAAUGAAAACACACAUGUCAAAUGAAAAUGAUGACCGACUAGAAAGCGUGAUUGAACGAUUUCAGCGAUUUAGUGAUUGGAAGACACUUGUUUUGGCCAUGAACUUUCUCAGGUACCUGCUUUUCAAGUUCCAAGGUCAAGACAUUGCUUCUAAGACAUUUUCAGAGAGGUACCAGGAUACAGAGCGUUAUGUGAUCAAAGUAGUGCAGUCUGAAGUCUACUUUGAUGAGAUAGACUGUAUUCGACGUCAAGAGCCUCUCUCUAGAAGAAGCCCAAUAGCUAACCUUAACCCCUUUCUAGAUGAACAAGGAUUGCUUCGAGUCGGAGGUCGCAUAGUGAAUUCUAACUUGAGCUUACGAGAGAAGAAACCUUUGAUCAUACCAGGACGCCAUCACAUAGCAACCCUCUUACUUCGUUGCCACCAUGAAAAGGUCCAGCACCAGGGGCGCCACUUCACCGAAGGAGCUAUCAGGGCUGCUGGGCUAUGGAUAACGGGUGUGAAGCGACUUGUGUCAUCUAUUAUUCAUAAAUGUGUAAAGUGUCGAAAACUCAGAGGGAAAUUGCAGUAUCAGAUAAUGGCUGAUUUGCCAGCAGAUCGCCUUGACCCUUCACCACCUUUUACCAAUGUGGGUGUGGAUGCAUUCGGACCUUGGGCCAUUGUUUCUCGUAAAACGCGAGGAGGUAGCGCAAACUCGAAACGCUGGGGAAUACUGUUCACUUGCUUGGUGACUACAGCAGUGCACAUUGAAAUGGUUGAGGCGAUGAGUUCAUCUGCCUUUAUCAAUACUGUUAGGAGAUUCACUGCUAUACGAGGUCAAGUCAAGACAUUCCGUUCCGAUCAAGGAUCCAACUUCAUUGGGGCUGUAGAUGACUUGCGCAUUGAUUCCAUAUAUGUUGAUGAUGAACCCUUGAAAAACUAUCUUCACAACUCUGGUACAGUGUGGAUCUUUAAUCCUGCUCAUGCAUCCCACAUGGGUGGGGCAUGGGAGAGGAUGAUCGGCAUCACCCGUAGGAUCCUCGACUCCAUGCUGACUGGUGCCAGUGGGAAGACUUUAACACACGAUGUUCUGAACACAUUUAUGGCGGAGGUUUGUGCAAUUAUCAAUUCGAGACCUCUCGUUCCAGUCUCCACAGACCCAGACUUUCCGUUGAUACUUACCCCAGCAAUGUUGUUAACACAGAAGACUGAGUACGAGUUUGAAGCCAACUCACUUGGAGAAUUCAACGAUCGUGAUAUGUUCAAGGCUGAAUGGAGACGCGUUCAAGCUUUAGCAAGUGUAUUCUGGUCUCGAUGGAAGAAGGAGUACCUUCCGCUUCUACAGAAUCGACGGAAGUGGACUGAGAGACGACGCGACAUAGCCGAGGGAGAUGUGGUUCUUAUCAGAGACAAGGAUGUUACACAGAACUGCUGGCCUAUUGGUUUAGUCUUGAAAGCCUUAAAGAGUUCCGAUGACCAUGUACGCAAAGCUGAGGUUCACACCAUAGUGAAUGAAAAGCCUGCAGUUUAUGUUAGGCCAGUGGUUGACAUGAUUCUUCUCAUUGAGAGUGAAUGUGUUUAA